AUGCGCGGCCUCACAUUUGCGUAUCCGCUUCAGCCCUCUGAGCCGGCUCUCCGGGGAGUGACCCUGGACAUUGAAGCAGGCGAGUGCACGGCGAUUGUCGGCCAGUCCGGCUGUGGCAAGUCCACCAUCGUCUCUCUGCUCCUCGGCCUGUACAACCCUUCGCCUAGGCGCCGCGGCACCGCUACAUUCAGGUUUGGCGAUUUGCCUUACUCCGAAUUCGAGAUGCAGAGCCUCCGCUCCUCCAUGUCGUACGUCCCGCAGUCGCCGUUCAUUUUCCCCCCCAGCAUCGCCGACAAUAUCGCCUACGGUCUCGCGGCGGAUGACGCGGUGUCAUCGGACGAUCGCCUCGCGCGCAUCACUCUCGCCGCCCGGGCCGUUAACAUGCACGACUUCAUCGCGUCUCUUCCGCAGGGGUACGAUACUGUCGUCGGCGACGGUGGCCUGACGCUCUCGGGCGGACAGGCGCAACGGCUGUGCAUCGCGCGCGCGCUCGUCCGUCGACCGCGGCUCCUCGUCAUGGACGAACCCACGAGCGCGCUCGACGCGAAGAACGCGGCCGCCGUCCGUCAGAUCAUCAGUGACCUCGUCCGGGGCGAGUCGAGCCUCUGCCACGACGUCGCCGCUCCGGCCAAGGGACGCGCCAUAGCCAGCGAAGGCGCUGGCAUGGCCAUCAUUGUGGUUCUCGAGGACGGCGUCAAGGUCGAGGAAGGACGGAGCGUCCAGGAGCUGGAGCAGGCGAGCGGGCCAUUCAGCCGGCUCGUGAGCGGGGGUGUGUGGAUGGAGAGCGACACCGGGAACAGAUAG
Molecule: messenger RNA, 804 nt
Organism: Purpureocillium lilacinum
Lineage: Eukaryota; Fungi; Ascomycota; Sordariomycetes; Hypocreales; Ophiocordycipitaceae
Source: RefSeq, a predicted model, not a curated record